This is a messenger RNA of Thunnus maccoyii (southern bluefin tuna), 2574 nucleotides long. RefSeq names its product glycerol-3-phosphate acyltransferase 4-like. Gene Ontology annotation, cellular component: endoplasmic reticulum. Gene Ontology annotation, molecular function: glycerol-3-phosphate O-acyltransferase activity. The record is from RefSeq and is a predicted model, not a curated record. The transcript is spliced from 12 exons. Gene Ontology annotation, biological process: triglyceride biosynthetic process. Lineage: Eukaryota; Metazoa; Chordata; Actinopteri; Scombriformes; Scombridae. The coding region runs from base 14 to 1462 and encodes 482 amino acids.
UUCUGCAGUUAGCAUGACUUGGUUUACGUUCCCCGUUGACAACCUGCUAUGCAGGUGUCUUGGCAUCUCCAUCACCGUGUGGCUGACUCUUCUGUUUGUCUUCAUAAUUGUGCCAGCUGUACUUGGUGUCUCUUUUGGGAUCCGCAGACUCUACAUGAUGACGCUUCUCAGGAUCUUUGAGUGGGCAACCUUACGAAUGGAGAUGGGAGCAAAAGAAAAGAAUCAGCAUCUCUAUAAACCAUAUAGCAAUGGUAUCAUAGCCAAAGAUCCUGCAUCAUCUUUGCAGCAGGAGAUCCAGGAGCUUCGGGGUUCUGCCAACUGUCUGCGCUCUGAGCCGGAGUUUGAGAUGGCUGAUAUCUUCUAUUUCUGCCGAAGAGGCGUGGAGAGCAUAGUGGAUGAUGAGGUGACCAAGCGCUUUUCAGCCCAGGAGCUGGAGAGCUGGAACUUAUUGACUCGAAGCAACUACAACUUCCGUCAUAUAAGUCUGAGACUCACUGUCCUGUGGGGUCUGGGAAUCCUCAUUCGCUAUGGCGUCCUGCUGCCUCUGAGGGUUACUUUGGCAGCCACUGGCAUUAGUCUGCUCCUAGUAUUGACUACUUUGGUGGGAUUUUUACCAAAUAGAGAGUUAAGGUCCUACCUGAGUGAGAAGAUUCAUCUGAUGUGUUACCGCAUCUGUGUUAGAGCUCUCACAGCAAUCAUCACCUAUCAUAACAGUGAGAACAAACCAAAAAAUGGCGGUAUCUGUGUGGCAAAUCAUACAACGCCCAUUGACAUCAUCAUCUUGGCCAAUGAUGGGUGCUACUCUAUGGUUGGCCAAAUUCAUGGAGGGUUGAUGGGAAUGGUCCAAAGAGCCAUGGUCAAAUCCUCUCCUCAUAUCUGGUUUCAAAGAUCAGAAGUGAAAGACAGACACCUAGUGGCCAAAAGGCUUGGCGAUCAUGUUGCUGACAAAACCAAACAGCCUAUUCUUAUCUUCCCUGAGGGAACUUGCAUCAACAACACAUCAGUGAUGAUGUUCAAAAAAGGCAGCUUCGAAAUCGGCUGCACCGUCUAUCCAGUUGCCAUUAAGUAUGAUCCUCGCUUUGGGGAUGCUUUCUGGAACAGCAGUAAGUUUGGUAUGGUGAACUAUCUGCUGAGGAUGAUGAGCAGCUGGGCAAUCGUAUGCAGCGUUUGGUAUCUGCCACCUAUGAACAGAGAGGAAGGGGAGGAUGCAGUGCAGUUUGCCAAUCGAGUGAAAGCAGCCAUUGCUGCACAAGGAGGAUUAGUGGAUCUCAUUUGGGACGGAGGGCUGAAACGAGCAAAGGUAAAAGACGCUUUCAAGGAAGAGCAGCAGAAACUUUACAGCAAAGUCCUUGUAGGUGAUCAGGACCAGGAGGACCAAAGUGACAACAAAGUUUUAGAGGAUGAAAAUCCAGAGGAGGACAAAAGCAGCCAAGAUUCAAGAAAUGAAAUGAGGACACAGUGAAUGUAUGACAAUUUAUAAGCAAACACUUAAUAUCUUAUAUAAUGGCAUUUAUUAGUGACUCUGUGAAGUUCCACACAUACAGUAGGAACUUAAAUUCAUUAUUAUUGCUGCUGUAUUUUUUUUUACCAGGCUCCAAGCCAAAGAACAUUUUCUGUUAUGUUUUGAUAUUUCAGUUUUUGUCAGUUCAUAUCUGUAUUUAAUUAUCUUUGUAUGUUGUGAAAUUGGGAGAAUGGUUACAUUCACCAGAGGGUCAAACAGAGCAGUAAAAGAACCAAAACCUCAUAUCGCCCCAUGAGUUUGACGCAUAUCUGAUUAAAACAUUCUCAUAUGAAAAUGCCUGUUGACCGAAAUGGCUGUUUUAUAAAAUCAUGUGUUAUGGAACAUCUCUUAAAAUACAACUGAGAACGCUAAACAGUGGCUAUUUUAAGUGCCUCGUACUACAGUAGUUACAUCACAGUGAGACAGACACUUUGGCAGGGCCCACACUUAGUAUGUCACUUUACUAAUUGGCUCAAGGCUCUAUAUGUGUCUUCACCUUUAAACUUUGAAUGGCACCAGGAAACAGAGUAAAAUAAGGUUAAACAUUUUCAGCCAUGACACAUAAUGUAUACCAUGAUAAUGAAGGUUUUCAAUUGGUUCGUCUCAGAUUAUGUGGAAAGUCUUUCUUUGAAGGGUUCAGGGUGAUACAAAGUAAGUUACCUUUCUCAAACAGUUGGAGUCAGUGUUUAGACAAUAUCUAUCCUGUAUUUGUUGUGUUGGGACAUUUUACUCAACAGCAAACAGACAAAUCAAACAGACUGAUUUAGACAGCAUUAUAAGAUGCAUUCAUUCUCCUUACUCCUCUUGAGGCUUACAGGGAUUGUUAGGGCCUAUGCCAGCAUGGAUUCAGGAAAAAGCAGGGAAUCAACUCUGGAAAGGUCGCCAGUCCAUUAAUGCGCCAACACAGACAACCAAACAAACACAUUCAUGGUAUUUUAGAGCCUUCAAUCCACCUGAACUGCAGGUGGGAUGAAACGCGUGCAGACACUGGCACGGCAGGCUGAUUAAGAUUCAAACUGGAGCAGCAUGUGAAACUGAAUCCAAGCCUAUGAACCCUAUCGGCUGUCACAGAU